Messenger RNA from Triticum dicoccoides, 502 nucleotides. RefSeq lists its product as uncharacterized. The coding region runs from base 59 to 436 and encodes 125 amino acids. Lineage: Eukaryota; Viridiplantae; Streptophyta; Magnoliopsida; Poales; Poaceae. The transcript has 2 exons. The record is from RefSeq and is a predicted model, not a curated record.
AGUCUGGUCCCUGUCGUGCCGAGCUUCCUGCAUCUCCGUCAGUCGUGCCGAUACAGCGAUGCCCAGCAGAGACGCGAUAGCGGCCGGCCGCACGUCUCUCCCCUCCCCUCCGUGUAGCCGAGUCGGAGGAAUUGAGCAUCCGCAACACACCGUCAUGUCCCUCCAUGGCCGUCGGCGCUAUCGCUCCAUGCUCCCUGUGGCAGCAGACAUUGACCGGGAAUUUCCUUGCCCGACCACCCGGCAUGGCCGGCGAGCGGAACGGCGGGGCGCUGUGGAGAAUCUUGCCGACGGAAGGCGCGUCCGCGCGCAAGCUCCAACCGGACAUCUCGUCACUCCAGGGAAGAAACUCGAUCCGGCGAUUGGAAGGAAGAUCUGCGACGCGACGCGGCCACGCAGGGAAUCAAGGGAAAUGAUGACCAUUUUGCUUCUACACUAGUCUAGAGCACACGCUACUUAUUUGGUCAACAAGAAAGCGAAGGUUCCAAAGUGCACUCACGAGAAG